Molecule: messenger RNA, 1929 nt
Organism: Ornithorhynchus anatinus (platypus)
Lineage: Eukaryota; Metazoa; Chordata; Mammalia; Monotremata; Ornithorhynchidae
Gene: CIB2
Product: calcium and integrin binding family member 2
Exons: 6
Coding region: 281-844 (187 amino acids)
Molecular function (GO): calcium ion binding
Source: RefSeq, a predicted model, not a curated record
GGAGGAGCAUCCACACACACACACAACAACACACAACACACACACGCACACAACUCCCCCGCAGCCAGGCCGGAGGAAGCCCGCCCGGAGCCAGAUGUGAUCGGCAAGGCGGGCUGGCACCUGGGAGGGGGCCCUGCCCUUCCUCCUCUUCCUCCUCCUCCUCCUCCUCGUCGUCGUCGUCGUCGUUCCCCCCCCGACCCCUCCCCGGUCCCCGGGGGGCUCCGCCGCCCACCCAUGGGAGGCAGCUGGGCCGGGAGAGCGCUCCGCCGCCGCCGCCACCAUGGGCAACAAGCAGACCAUCUUCACCGACGAGCAGCUGGACAACUACCAGGACUGUUCUUUCUUCACUCGGAAAGAAAUCCUUCGGUUGCACGAGCGGUACUACGAGCUGGCACCGAACCUGGUGCCGAUGGACUAUAGGAAGAACCCCAUCGUCACGGUCCCUAUGCAGCUUAUAAUAAACAUGCCAGAAUUGAAGGAGAACCCAUUCAAGGAGAGAAUCGUAGAGUCUUUCUCUGAAGAUGGAGAAGGAAACCUCACCUUUAAUGACUUCGUGGACAUGUUCUCAGUGCUCUGCGAAACAGCCCCCAGGGAACUGAAAGCGAGUUACGCCUUUAAGAUCUACGAUUUUAACACCGACAACUUCAUCUGCAAGUCCGACCUGGAGAACACCCUGAGCCGGCUGACCAAGUCCGAGCUGGACGAGGAGGAGGUGGUGCUGGUGUGUGAGAAGGUGAUCGAAGAGGCUGAUCUGGAUGGAGACGGGAAACUCAAUUACGCGGAUUUUGAAGAUAUGAUUUCCAAAGCUCCCGACUUUCUCAGCACUUUCCACAUCAGAAUCUGACAUCCAUCCCCGGCUAUUCCAGCUAGCGGAGAGUCGGGCUCAGCCCUGCCCGCCUGCAUUUCGGGCCCUUACGGGGCUGAAGGGCUCCCCGCUUCAGGCAGCACGGACUGGGUGUGUCCCCUACAAUCUCAUCCAGACAAGCUGACCCCAGGCCUGCAGCAACUUCGGAUCCCUCGGGAUUUCUUUCCAACGUGGCUCCCUGGGACCUUAUGGAUAAGAAGGGAAUUGGGGGGGGGGGGGUGUUCCCUUUGACUUGCAGAAGACAGGCAUGUUUCCUGUUCUUUUUAAAUCUAGGAAAACUGAAUGUAGUCCUUUCAGCAAAAAAAAACCAACUCAAAACGAACUCAAAAAAACACAGCCUGGAAGAAGCUGAACUCGGCUGAAUCUUGGAGCAAAAGCACAGGACUUAAGAGGGGAAGAUUUGAGAGGCCGGUCUCUGACGAUGACUCUGUCCUCACCGUGUUGUCUAGGUGUGAGUGUGUGUCUCUCUCUCUCAUGCACACACACACUCACUCACCCCUUGGAGUCCCCGAGGGCACCCGGGCCUCAGCCAGGCUGAGUUCGUUGGGGUUGGUUCGUCGGUGUCCUUGCGGCUCCCGACGUGUUUGCCUUCCCGCCGACUCGUGCGUGUCCAGCUCGGCCCUCUCGGUUCCAGACUUGAAACCGGGUCUCCGCGUCUGGCUGUCUCCAAGGGAAUUCCCGGCCCGGCUCAGACCUCCCCACCCGAGAAGGUUGGACUUGAGAAACUGAAGAAGAAAAACGACUGUGGAAGGUGACCAGUUUUAGGUCACCCAUGAGAAUCCCAAGAAGCACAGCAUCAGGAUCAAGGGCAAAAAAGAAAAAGACAUUGUUUUUAACCAGCUAUGCAAUUUUUCUCAUAAAAUGCAUGAAUGUAUCUCUGUACAUCUCCCUUCCCUAAAAACGGGACAGAACUGCCACUGCCCACGCAGUCCCGAGUCAGUCCAGGAUCAUGCAGACAGACACACUUUUAUAACUGUCGCCAGAAGGGCUGUCGUCCCCGUUGCUUCUGUAUCAUUACCCCUCUCCCCCCUUCCUCCUUGGAUUAAAUGUUUCGACUGAUUGGA